GCAUGCGCACUACCCUGACACUCAUUUGGCGACGUGUACCCGGUGUGUGAAAGAGUUCAGGUAUCUCUCCUCUGCAGGGUAACAAGCUGCCAUAAAAACCUAAACAGCCUUAAGAGAGGAGAACUAUGGGAGGUGCGCAGAGUGUGGAGAUACCGGGAGGAGGCUCCGAGGGCUACCACGUCCUCCGGGUUCAGGAGAACUCACCUGGACACCGCGCAGGACUGGAGCCCUUCUUUGACUUCAUCGUCUCCAUCAAUAACACAAGACUGAACAAGGACAACGACACCCUGAAAGACCUCCUGAAAGCCAGUGUGGAAAAACCAGUUAAGAUGCUGGUCUACUCCUCAAAGACCCUGGAGCUGCGGGAGUCCACAGUCACCCCCAGUAACCUGUGGGGGGGUCAGGGCUUGCUUGGUGUUUCCAUCCGUUUCUGCAGCUUUGAGGGAGCCAAUGAGAAUGUUUGGCAUGUGCUGGAAGUGGAGCCUAACUCCCCGGCUGCUCUGGCUGGCUUGCGGCCGCACACUGACUACAUCAUCGGAGCUGACACCGUCAUGAACGAGUCAGAGGAUCUGUUCUCUCUGAUAGAGAGCCACGAGGGGAAAGGACUGAAGCUCUACGUGUACAACACAGACACUGAUAACUGCAGAGAGGUGAUCAUCACACCCAACGGUGCCUGGGGAGGAGAGGGAAGCCUUGGAUGUGGGAUUGGUUAUGGAUACCUUCACAGGAUUCCCACCAGACCCUUUGAGGAGGGAAAGACGAUCAGCUUCCCCGGAAACUCUCCCAGUGAGCCUCUCAGCCCGCUGAAGGACGGAUUCACUGAGGUGCAGCUGUCUGCUGUGACCCCUCCACCUACUGCGCCUGCUGUCUCCACUGGCCUUGAGGAUUCACUGACGGGCCUGUCAAUCAGCACAGCCCCACCCACCAUGCCCAGCGAGCUGCAGACAGGUCUGCCCACAGUCCCCCUGCUCCCCUCCUCCAGCAGCCCCUCCCUCAGCCCACUCACUCCACUAAAUCCUGUCACCACCACCACCUUUAACCCCUCCGCCACGCUACCAGGUCUGAUGCCCCUCCCGGCCGGUUUACCUCCACUCCCUAACCUGCCCAACCUCAACCUGCCGCUCCCAGACCUCAGUGCUGUGUCACUAUCAGGCGGCACCUUACCAUUAGGAUCCACAGUCCCCUCUCUAGCAUCUCUCCCACCCUUCAACAUCCCCGGUCUUGCCCCAUUACCCCCUCUACCCACCAUGCUGCCCUCCCAGUUACCCCCUCUUCUCCCUCAGGGAAUCGCCCCCCUCCUCCCCCUCUCCUCCACCGCCCCCACAGCCUCCGUCACAGUCACAGCAGCUCCUGUCCUCGAGCCUGUCACCACCGACCCCGCAGUCCCUACGGAAGUCGCCUCCACAAACGUCUCCGAAACGCCCGCCCCAACAGAAACAUCGGUAUCAUCGUAACCUGGGAAAACCAGAGCCCAUCUACCAUCAAACCAAAACACACACCUGGUUUUCUUUCUUUCUCCCGUCUGUCUUUCUCUCUGUUUUUCUAUUUAUUUGGCUGAGAGGGACAGACAGACAGCUGCAUUAGUCCACACACGCACAGAGGUCAGAGGGCUCCAGAGGAAGCUUGUGUGGGGCGAUGAAGACGAUGAGGAUGGACGCAGACCGCUCUCCCUUCAUGUCUUUGUGACAGAUUGUCACGAAGCGAUGCUAAGCUACUGUUUGGACGAGGUCUGCUCUUUUUCUGUGGUGUGGCGUCGCACUUCUGCAGUCACAAUAGGUCUAAAAACUUUCUUAGGGUUUCCUUCUUCUCUGAUUUAACAUAAUGUCUGUUUCACAUGCUUCAUUUAUGUUCUUUUUUAUAAACAGUGUAUGUUAACACAGCUGGACAAAAAAUAUUGGAUGAAGUGUGUUUCUACCAAAAUCAUUAAUUCCUUUAUAAAAACUAAAAGAACAAGUCAGAACAGAGAUAUCAGACUGGACAUAAAAGAAAACAAGAUACCAUGCACUGCUGUAAUGAAACAAAUAAAGAUAAAUAGAAAUACAAUUCAUAUUUUUUUUUUCCCUUCAUCCAGCCCAGAUGUGUAUCUCUUUUGUUCUUACACCCCGUGACCAAUACAUGUAUCUGAUUCUGAAUUAAUUCUGUUAAUUUACUGUAUGAAAGUCUCCACCAGAUGAAUGAAUCUGCAUUAUUUUGCACCGCCUUUUUUUGUGUUUGAAAUGAUUAGUCUGUCUCUUUUGUAUGUGUCCAUGUUAGUCCAGAACUCUACAGUUCAUCUCUAUAACACAGAUCUGUUUCAGCCUGGAGGCCAGGCCUAAGGGAGACAGGUUUUCUGACACAUGAGCUACUGAGUGAAGUGUAAAUUAGUGACUAAAUCCGCAGUAUGUCUCCUCCUGGUUAGGCUGGAGCGAUAUGGUAGUGAUGCAGUUCAGCCACAAGGUGUCACUGUUAAGGAACUUUAUGAGAACAUAUACAGGACUCACAGUGCGAGCAAUAAAGCCAAAUAAAUUUUA
Messenger RNA from Notolabrus celidotus (New Zealand spotty), 2510 nucleotides. RefSeq names its product Golgi reassembly-stacking protein 2-like. The coding region runs from base 126 to 1454 and encodes 442 amino acids. Gene Ontology annotation, biological process: Golgi organization. Lineage: Eukaryota; Metazoa; Chordata; Actinopteri; Labriformes; Labridae. Gene Ontology annotation, molecular function: protein binding. The record is from RefSeq and is a predicted model, not a curated record. Gene Ontology annotation, cellular component: Golgi apparatus. The transcript has 10 exons.